AUGACUCCCUGGAUAAGCUACAUUCCAUCUGUUCCACAAACACCUGAGAAUUCACCAAAGCAGUUAGCAAUUCCCAAUGGCAUUUUUACAUAUGAACAAACUGUGUUCAUAAUUACAGGCUACAAGGAAAGGAAAGAAAAGUUUUUAUCGCCCACGCACAAAAAAAAGGCAUUGUGGUCAGAAAUUACAGAUGAACUAAACAACAGUUUUAAAACUGAUUUUUCAGUUGCGCAAGUUGAAGGGAGGUGGAAGACACAACUCACUGCAUUCAAACGCUAUCAGUCAGAUCAAGCAAAGUCGGGCAAUGAGCGAAAAAAUUUUCUCUACGAAGAGGAAUUCAAUGACAUUGUAAGUGACAGGCAUGACAUCCAUCCUAAGUGUGUUGUGGGAUCCUUAACCUCUCCAUCAAGCUCAAAUAGUGGAAGUGUAACUGGAUAUCAGGAAGAGUCCAGCACAAGCUCAGGCUCUGGUGAGCCAGGUAUCACUGAUCCCCAGCCCAAAAAGAAAAGAAAAAUGUCUUCUUCCAGAUCUAAUUCUUCUCAAGUAAUCCAUUUUUGGAAGAUUAUGUGGAAAAUCAAAAUAAGAAAAAUGAAGAAAAUAUGAAAAAAAAAUGAAAAAAUGCAUAAAGAAAAAAUGGAAAUUUUUAGUGGUUUUCUUUAAGUUUUAAAGAACAUGAAAGAUUAAAUUCUUCAAAUCUCUUAGAUAUGCAUAUGCAUGUAGGCCCAUGAAUUCUGAUGUAAUGUUUUCACUUGCUUAUGUUUUGUAUGGCCCUUUUCCCUCAUACUUUUUUCAAAUGGUAUUUCAUGUUGAUUUUCUAAACUUGCUGUAUUUUUAAGUGAUUUACUUGUAAUUGUCUUUCCAUUCAAAAACUUAAAAUUUUUCUAUAAUAGAACAGCUGUUUUGAAUUCACUAACAAUUUUAUGUGUUUAUUUUUUUUUUUUACAGGAUAUGCAUAUUUAUGCCACUUGCCUCCAGAAAUAACAUGCAAAAUAUUGACAUACAUUCCAAUUCCAGAAUUGUACCAUUAUGUAUCUAAAGUUUGCAGAUCCACGAAUUGUCUUUUUAAGAGUGGUCUUGUAUGGAACUCAAUAACUUACCUGAAUUUUUUCGAUAAGGGAAUGAAAGAGAUAUUUACUGUAGAAUUUUUGAAACUUUUUAAAAAUUGUGUUAAUCUUACCAUUGAUGCAACACUUCUGCAGGAUUGUAAUGUUUUGGGUAGUUUAAAAAAAUUGAGAUAUUUGGAUGUCAGGGGUUCCAAAAAUGAAAGCAUUUGCUAUGAAAACAUUGUUAAAAAUUUAUCAAAGUGCAAAUGUAUGGAGAAACUCUUCAUAAGUAGUUUACCAAACUUGAGUGAGGAAGGUCUGUUGUCAUUAUCCAAGGAGAUAGGGGAUACACUUAAGUAUCUACAAAUUCGGAAUUCUGAAGAGAUGAGGCCAGAAACAUUUCUAGUUUUGAUAGAAAAUCUUAAGUGUAUCAGGGCUAUUAGUGUGACUCCGUCUGGAGAUUA
Saccostrea cuccullata (small rock oyster) is the source of this 1507-nucleotide messenger RNA. RefSeq lists its product as uncharacterized. The record is from RefSeq and is a predicted model, not a curated record. The coding region runs from base 1 to 603 and encodes 200 amino acids. NCBI's taxonomy places the organism in Eukaryota, Metazoa, Mollusca, Bivalvia, Ostreida, Ostreidae. The transcript has 2 exons.